GCUAGUCGACUUCGAUCUGCAGGCGCAGCGCGUGUUGCAAGUGAGUUUUUGUCGUCGAGUAAAAGAAGAAGUCGAAUUCUUCGACACAACGCGGCGACACGGCUACGAAGUAAGAUCGUUCAUUGUGCAGAGAAAAUAAACCGGCUUGAGGCGCCUGGUGGAUGGAUAAUCGAUCCGAUUGAAUAAAAAUUUUUAAAAAUAAACAACGGAGACAUUGUCAAUUAUAACAGCAGAUUCGUGUAACGUUCUUGAAAUUUUAGAGAAAGUGUAAGAAAGGUACAGAAUAAUAGUAGUAGUAAUAAUAAUAAUAAUAAUCAUCGUAAUAACUGUAGUCGUAAAAACGUAUUCUACAACGAAAAGUAGCAGUAUAAAUAACCAAGACGAUCGGAUCGUCACGUAGUAAGUGUAACGAAUCGUAAGGAUUAUCAUCGGUGCAAUAUUAAAUCACACAAUUACGGUGCCGUGAUAAGUGUCAUUAAUAAUUGUCCGUUGUGUGAUCAUAAAGAUAGCGCAGGAUAUAUUUACUGUAAACUGCAGUGUUGUACGCCGUGAAGGAUAUAUUAUCGAGCAGUCAUCGAACUUGCAGGAACGUAGGAAGGAAGAAGGAAAGGAGAGGAGAGAAGGCGAAGUCGCGGUGCAGGUCUAACCGUGAGAAAUCAAUACCCGAGCAAGUCGGGGGCGAGUGACAGUGAAGAGGCGAAAAGAGAGAGAGAGAGAAACAGACCGUGUUUGCGUGAGUGCGCGCGAUUGGUGACGUGGUGUAAAAAUAUAUACACACACACAUUUAUACAUAUAUAUAUAUAUAUAUAUAUAUAUAUCAGUUUGCACCUGUCCUGCAUUUACGUAACGUGGAUAUAGUAUACAACGAUAAGUAAAUACGCGGUUACGGGUGUACAGAAAGCUGACUGAAAGUCUGGUGCAGGUGGAAGAACCGCGGUAACGAGAACGAAAAAGAGCGUGCGGAGGGGUGGGGGGGAGACGGUCACGAAAAAAAAAAAAAAAAAAAAACAAGUGUUAAUAAAGCACAAUGAAGGCGAUGGUGGUGAGUCCGGUUGGCGGAAGAGUGCCGCCUAGUCGCGGUAUCCUACACAAUGGUUUGGGCCUUAACGGUAGCCGAAGAGAUAUGGAAGCGGAGGAGGUUGCGGCCUAUCUGACAAAGUUGAGGUCGCUCGUGCCGGACAUGCCGAGGAAAAGGAAACUCUCGAAACUCGAAGUUAUACAGAGGGUAAUCGAGUACAUAUGCGACCUGCAAACCACCCUCGAGGAGACGAACGCACCUGAAAAUCAGCAACAGCAGCAGCAACAACAACAACAACAACAACAACAACAACAACAACAACAACAACAACAACAACAACGUCAGCCUUUACAGCCGCUUUCUAACUCGACGACAACGACGACGACGACGACGACGACGACGAUGAUGGUUCCCGCAUCGUCGCAGAGUCUCAUCGUUACGACGACGGAAACAACGUCGUCAGAAAUUUCCGAACGGUGACGGACGCGAAAAGACAAUCCCUAAAUAUUUUGUCUCGUUCAAGCACGCGAGCGUUACAUGGCACGCUGCGGUGCUCAGGGAGUGUAAAUACUGUACAUAGAUAUAUUAUGUAUAUACAUAUAUAUAAUGUACACGUAUACAUAUAUAUAUAUAUAUAUAUUACUCAUCGUCAUUCCUCAGUUGUAAGAAAAAGAGAUACCCCCCCUUCCCCGCUGGACCCAAACACACACGCGUUUGCAGAAAUAGAAGAAAAACUAAACCGGCGACAUACUUGGUAUUAAUAUACACGGAGAUGUAUAAUGGGUAAUUAUUAUUACCUCCGUCUGAAGAUAGUCCUGUUACAUGGAGUUGUACCUAUUCAUACCUACUUACUCUGUACGCACGAAAGCAUGAUAGUAACGGAAUUUUGUGAAUAUUAUGAUUAUUAUUGCUAUUAGACACUCGACAAUUUAUUCCACAA
Messenger RNA from Neodiprion fabricii, 1958 nucleotides. It is a transcript of the gene emc, whose product is annotated as ataxin-2 homolog. Bases 1028 to 1498 code for a protein of 156 amino acids. Gene Ontology annotation, cellular component: cytoplasm; nucleus. The transcript has a single exon. Gene Ontology annotation, molecular function: transcription regulator activity; protein dimerization activity. NCBI's taxonomy places the organism in Eukaryota, Metazoa, Arthropoda, Insecta, Hymenoptera, Diprionidae. Gene Ontology annotation, biological process: negative regulation of transcription by RNA polymerase II; cell differentiation; circadian regulation of gene expression. The record is from RefSeq and is a predicted model, not a curated record.